CAGAUGGUGAGAUAAGGACAGACAGAGAAAGGUCUUGACUUAGCUAGUACUUAAAUCUACUCAUUGUCCACUGAACAAGGAAACCCGACAUGAAUGCUAUGGAAUGGAUGCAAACUCUUCUAAUCUCAGGACUGUGUAUCCCGUCCUUCUGUGCCGACUACCGCCAACACUGUUUGAUUGAAACCCCCAAAUCCUGGUUUGAUGCCCAGAGCUACUGCCGAGAGAGAGGCUAUGACCUGGCCACCAUUGACGACAUGGGGGCAAUGAAGUCUCUGCUGGGCUUGAGUGCAGACAAGGCUCAUGACGAGCUGUGGAUCGGCCUUCAUUAUGGGGGUCAUAAAGAGUGGCGUUGGUCACUGGCAGACAAAGACUUCUACCAAGAGGGAGGGAGAAAGUACCGUAAUUUCGAAGGAAGUAGCGAAACUGAAAUGUUUGUUCGACAACAUAAUGGAAAGUGGUACACUGGUGGAAUUUGGACCCAAUUAUUUUUCAUCUGUUAUGAUGGUAACAGAAAAGGUGGAGAACGAUAUGUCUUGGUGAGCAAGGCAAUGUCCUGGACCGAUGCACAGGUGUACUGCAGGAGUACCCACACAGACUUGGUCAGCAUCAGGAACCCAGAGGAGAACCAGGCAGUCGCGACGGCAAUUGAUGAAUUGAAUGUCUGGAUCGGCCUAUUCAAAUAUGGAGAACACUGGUCGGACGGGCGCAACUCCUCCUUCAGACUUUGGAGUCCCGAUUUCGGUGUUCUCCUCCCUCAAAACUGCGCUGUGAUGACUGGCAGGACUUCUGGAAGAUGGCGCCAACGAUCAUGUGAUGAGUUGCAUCCGUUUCUCUGUACCUGUACUAGGAAGCGGGUUCUCAAGGUGAAGGUGCGUUUAGAGGACAUCCAGGAACUGAACGACCCUGCCAUGAAUACUGCCAUCUUGAAUCAAACCCAACAGUUGCUGAACGAAGCGACUUUGAGCAACCACCAUAAGAUGGUGUGGAAAAGCAAUUCUGAGGGUCAGGUCUUCACCAAGGAGCAGUGUCAGGAGGACCAAGAGCAAGAGCAAGACUUCUGUGAUACUGUAUAGCCUCACAAAUCAGCAGAUUCAUGCCUAAAGUCUGUGGGGACAUCGAGUCUGGAUGAAAGGAGAUCCCUCUACUUUUGUUCUUUUUGCCCGAUUUUCAUUUAGUAAAACAUAAAUCCCGAGAGUGAUGAAUAGUCAUAUUUAUAAAAUAAGUUUACAUUGUGUAUCAUUUCCAUUGAUAAGACAACUAUAUGUAAGGAUGAAAAGCAUAUAUGUAAGUGGACUAGAGACACAAUUAGUUUUAUCUGUAGGGAUCAUGAAUGCCAAAUUGGGUCACAUAUCUCCUACCUUAAUGAUGUGAUUAUCUAGGUUUUCUGGAUGCAAUGGAUCCAGUGUUUUAGGGUAAAACAAAUAUAUAAGAGUGAUGCUGUUUCUUGAAUGAAUAAUCCUGUGUUUGCUAUACAAGACCAAGACUUCAGUUUGAGUAGCUGUCUGAGGGAACAAAAGAAGGGUUAGCCUAAAAGAGUAUAUGAGGCUCAGCUUCUGAGCAGCAUGUUGGCGCUUCAGAGACGGCUCAGGGACACAUGUCCGCUCCACAUUCAGGUUCAGGGCUUAGUUGACUUUGCAUGCUUUAACUUUGUGAAGCACUAGUUUUGAUUAAGUCUUUGACCAAAAAAAUAGAUCUGACCAUUGGCUAAGUGUUCAUUUAAUUGGUCUUAUUUUGAUGUCCAACAUGCAUCAUAUGUCAUUUCUGCU
This is a messenger RNA of Gadus morhua (Atlantic cod), 1766 nucleotides long. Its product is annotated as C-type mannose receptor 2-like. The transcript is spliced from 6 exons. Lineage: Eukaryota; Metazoa; Chordata; Actinopteri; Gadiformes; Gadidae. The record is from RefSeq and is a predicted model, not a curated record. The coding region runs from base 90 to 1073 and encodes 327 amino acids.